Ordospora colligata OC4 is the source of this 609-nucleotide messenger RNA. RefSeq names its product subunit Rpb5 of DNA-directed RNA polymerase. The coding region runs from base 1 to 609 and encodes 202 amino acids. Gene Ontology annotation, molecular function: DNA binding; DNA-directed RNA polymerase activity. Gene Ontology annotation, cellular component: RNA polymerase II, core complex; RNA polymerase I complex; RNA polymerase III complex. Gene Ontology annotation, biological process: DNA-templated transcription. The record is from RefSeq and is a predicted model, not a curated record. NCBI's taxonomy places the organism in Eukaryota, Fungi, Microsporidia, Ordosporidae. The transcript has a single exon.
AUGGCAUGCGAUAUACGAGCUCUGUGCUUAAGUAGAAACACAACAAUAGAAAUGGCAAGAGACAGAGGGUACAGCACUACACAGGAGAUAAUGGAGGUUGCUGAGUUUUAUGAGAAGUAUCCGUUUGCUCUUACAAAGCGAUCCACAAUGAACUUCACGGCCGUUGAUGGAAAUAAGCCAGUUGCAAUUCACUUUGGAGAAGAUGAAAAGAUGGGUAAGAAGGCUUUUGAGGUGCUGGUGUCACAAUAUGAAAAAGAUGGGAUACUCCAUCUGAUUCUUGUGGUUGCACAAAUGCCAAGUCCAACAGUGAUGUCUAUGAUAUUGCUGAUACCUCGGCUUGUGAUUGAGGUUUUUUUGGUUGAGGAGCUUGUGUUCAAUAAGACAAAGCAUGCAUGGGUUCCUCCACACAGGAUCCUGUCGAGAGAGGAGCAAGAAGCUGUCCUGAAGAGUCUGAAGCUUGGCCCACAAGAUCUUCCUAGGAUCCAGAAGAGUGAUGUGAUUGCUAGAUAUUUUGGAGCAAAGCAGGGAGACAUCAUGGAGAUCAUAAGAAGGUCAAAGACUGCAGGGGAGUCUGUUUACUAUAGGGUUGUUGUGGACAAGCAGAAAUAA